Engraulis encrasicolus (European anchovy) is the source of this 1351-nucleotide messenger RNA. RefSeq names its product sirtuin 6 (gene sirt6). Gene Ontology annotation, molecular function: transcription corepressor activity; NAD+ binding; histone H3K9 deacetylase activity, NAD-dependent. The record is from RefSeq and is a predicted model, not a curated record. The coding region runs from base 86 to 1264 and encodes 392 amino acids. Gene Ontology annotation, biological process: negative regulation of transcription by RNA polymerase II. Gene Ontology annotation, cellular component: nucleus. The transcript is spliced from 9 exons. NCBI's taxonomy places the organism in Eukaryota, Metazoa, Chordata, Actinopteri, Clupeiformes, Engraulidae.
GCGGCAAGAACUUGUGUUUAUUAUCCGCCGAAAUUGUUGAGUGUAUUUUUCUGUAAAUAACUGCAGAUUUACAGAACUCGAUAUCAUGUCUGUGAAUUAUGCAGCAGGACUUUCUCCGUACGCUGAUAAAGGCGUUUGUGGCAUCCCGGAGGUGUUUGACAGCCCAGAGGAGCUGCAGAGGAAGGUGGAGCAGCUGGCUCAGCUGAUUCGGGACUCCCGGUACCUCGUCGCGCACACAGGGGCCGGAAUCAGCACCUCCGCAGGCAUACCAGACUUCAGGGGCCCCAAGGGUGUGUGGACGCUGGAGGAGCGGGGCGAGGCCGUGAACUUUGACACCACAUUUGAGGAGGCGCGUCCCAGCCUGACGCACAUGGCCCUGCUGCAGCUGCAGACGGCCGGACACCUCCAGUACCUCGUCAGCCAGAACGUAGACGGCCUCCACCUGCGCUCCGGAUUCCCACGAGAUCGGUUAUCAGAGCUCCAUGGCAACAUGUUUGUGGAAGAGUGUGGCAAAUGUGGCAAGCAGUAUGUUCGGGAGAAGGUAAUUGGUGUGAUGGGCCUGAAACCCACCGGCCGUUACUGCGAGGUGACGCGCUCACGGGGACUACGGGCUUGCAGGGGAAAGCUGAUGAGUACCAUACUGGACUGGGAAGACGCGCUGCCCGACCGUGACCUCAACCGAGCUGACGAUGCCUCCAGGCGUGCUGAUCUGGCCAUAGCCUUGGGGACGUCUCUUCAGAUCAAACCCAGCAGUGACCUCCCCCUCAUCACCAAACGCAGAGGAGGGAAACUGGUCCUUAUCAACCUACAGCCCACCAAAUACGACAAGCACGCCGACCUCCGUAUCCAUGGUUACGUAGACGACGUGAUGCGGCAGCUGAUGAAGUGCAUGGGGAUGGAGAUUCCGGAGUGGGCGGGGCCAACGCUCUGCGAGACCUCCCCCGGCAACCCAUUUCCCCCGCUGAAGAAAGAGGAGGUGGAGGAGCAUGGAGAGAAGAAACCGAGGAUGAAGACAUUACAGAAAGAGAAGGACGGAGUAACGACAGCGGUCAAACGAGAGAAGGAAGAGGACACACCCUCAGAGACGUCAGUAAAACGGGAAGCCGCAGCAGUGACUGACAGCCGCCCACAGCCAGUAGAAACACAAGCCGUCCCAAAGGAGGCGGGCUCAGUGAAUGGCACAGAACAGCCUCAGUGUCCGUCUGAGAGCACGGAUCAACCGUCGGAAGCCAAGAAAGCCAGGACCCAACCUCCAGCGAACUGAACAUAUGCACACACACACACAGCACAGCCAAGAGACUGGGUAUAUGAACUUGAAGACACACACACACACACACACACACACGCACAC